GAAAUAUGCUUAAAGAAGAUAAAAGGGAUAUUCGAAGAAAAAUUCUUCGAAUAUUCUCUCUCUUACCGUUAUAUUCCUUCAAUUCUCCUUUCUAACUACUUCAUUUCACAAUCGCCAUUGCCAUCACCACCACCAGAAUUCGAUUAUCAGUUCAUUUUUCCGGCCGUCGGAAACUGUGGUUAUGAAGUUCGGCAAGAGUCUGAGCAACCAGAUCGAAGAAACUUUGCCGGAGUGGCGGGAUAAAUUUUUGUCCUACAAGGAGUUGAAGAAGCGGCUCAAGCUUGUUGAGCCUAAAGGCGGUGAACGACUGAGCAAGCGGCCGAGAAUUGAUGCGGAGGACGAUUCUUCAUCGAGUGAGGAGAUGAAUUUCAUUAAGUUAUUGGAGGAUGAGCUUGAGAAAUUUAAUAGUUUCUUUGUUGAAAAGGAGGAAGAGUACAUCAUCAGAUUGAAGGAGCUACAAGAUAGGGUCGGAAAAGCAAUGGAUUCCAAUGAAGAGAUGGUUAAAAUUCGCAAGGAAAUUGUGGACUUCCAUGGAGAAAUGGUUCUCUUGGAAAAUUAUAGUGCCCUUAACUUUACAGGACUUGUGAAAAUCUUAAAGAAGUAUGACAAAAGGACUGGUGCGCUGAUCCGCCUACCCUACAGUCAGAAGGUUCUGCAACAGCCUUUCUUUACAACCGACCUGCUUUACUCGCUCGUGAAGCAGUGUGAGAUGAUGCUGGAUCUUCUAUUCCCUUUGAAUGAGCUGCCUUCUUCUGGUUCAAAUGGAGUCGAUGAAGUCGGUGCUCCUACAAAGCCAGCCACCACCAACAUUGAUGAUCUGCUUAAAGCAACUAAGGAACUAUCAGAGAUUGAGUAUAUGGAGUCACUUUAUAUGAAAAGCACUGUGUCUGCAUUACGGGUUUUGAAGGAAAUCCGAAGUAGGAGCUCGACUGUGAGCGUCUUCUCAUUGCCACCGUUGCAAAUGAAUGGAUUAGAGGAUACAUGGAAGAACGUUCCAGUGCUAGAAGAAGUAGCCAAGUAGAGGAUGGUUCAGAUAUCACCAACUAUAAGGAAGUUCCCUUUUAGUUUUGUAUGUCUUCCUUUGAUGUUCGUGUGGAGUACUUUUGAUACUAACAGUAACACAUGUAAAACUAAAGUUCAAAUGAUGUAGAAUCUUAUAAAGGAAUGGUAAUGUUUACGAUAUAUUUAGCAACCUUUGCCUACUAAA
This is a messenger RNA of Benincasa hispida (wax gourd), 1207 nucleotides long. RefSeq names its product SPX domain-containing protein 1-like. The record is from RefSeq and is a predicted model, not a curated record. Lineage: Eukaryota; Viridiplantae; Streptophyta; Magnoliopsida; Cucurbitales; Cucurbitaceae. Gene Ontology annotation, biological process: cellular response to phosphate starvation.